Oppia nitens is the source of this 3792-nucleotide messenger RNA. RefSeq names its product ATP-binding cassette subfamily C member 4-like. The transcript is spliced from 19 exons. Gene Ontology annotation, biological process: transmembrane transport. Gene Ontology annotation, cellular component: membrane. Lineage: Eukaryota; Metazoa; Arthropoda; Arachnida; Sarcoptiformes; Oppiidae. Gene Ontology annotation, molecular function: ABC-type transporter activity; ATP hydrolysis activity; ATP binding. Bases 1 to 3792 code for a protein of 1263 amino acids. The record is from RefSeq and is a predicted model, not a curated record.
AUGGUCUCGACUUACAUGACAUACACCGCUGUUCUCGAAACUGUGAUCCGUGUAAGUCAACCAAUAUUGUUGGGAUAUGUAAUCGACUAUUUUAGUAAUAAUAAUACCAUUGAUUAUAAAAAUGCCUGUUUGGCAGCACUGGGUGUAUGUCUGUGUUCCUUAUUAUUUAUAUCCCUUCAUCACCCGACACUUGUGUUGACUCAUAAGAUAGGUAUGAAGAUGAGGAUUGCCAGUUGUGCUCUUAUGUAUAAAAAGUCAUUAAGAUUAAGUCAGGCAUCACUGGGAAAGACAACUAUCGGCCAAAUUGUGAAUAUGAUGUCAAAUGAUGUCAAUAGAUUUGAUGAGUUUUCCACAUUUAUAUGUUAUAUAAUUUUAGCACCCAUUCAAACAAUUAUAAUAGUGUACAUAGCUUGGACCCAUUUGGGCUGGUCAACACUGGUGGGGGUAGCUAUAUUAAUAUUAUUCAUACCGUUUCAAGGUAUUAUGGGUAAAUUGUUUUCUAGAGUUAGACAAAAAACAGCAGAAAUGACUGACAACCGGUUGCGUCUAAUGAAUGAAAUAAUAGGUGGUAUGCGUGUCAUCAAAAUGUAUUCGUGGGAACAAUCGUUUACCGAUUUGGUAGCAAAUGCCAGAAAAUUGGAAGUGAACUUUAUUAAGAAAUCCUGUUUCUUAAAAGCAAUUAAUUUGUCGGUAUUUUUUGUGGCCUCACGUAUCAUAUUAUUUGCAUGUUUUAUAACAUAUGUAUUGACGGGUAAUAUCCUGACCGCCAAAGCCGUGUUCGUGACAAUGGCUCUCUUCAAUACAUUGCGAAUCACAUUAACGCUAUUGUUUCCCAACGCUGUCACACAAUUGGCUGAACUGUCGGUUUCGUGUCAAAGGAUUCAAACAUUUUUAGAAUUAGAAGAAUUAAACGUUAAAUCAAUUGAUAAUCAAAAUCAUUUGAAAAGUAAGGAAUUAAACAAUGAGUCAAUUAGUGUUUCAAUUGAUAAUAUAAUUGCAAACUGGAGUAAUGAAAAUCCAAAUCCAACUUUACAUAACAUAUCUGUAAAUUUGAAAUGCGGAGAUCUAUUGGCAGUCAUUGGACCGGUUGGGUCAGGAAAAAGUUCAUUUUUAAUGUCAAUAUUGGGCGAACUACCGGUUCAAUCGGGAACUAUACAAUGUGUUGGAUCCAUAAGCUAUGCAUCACAAGAGCCCUGGAAUUUCAAUAAUAGUGUCAGAAAUAACAUUCUGUUUGGCAAUGAAUACAAUGAAAGCCGAUAUAAACGAGUCGUUAAUGUCUGUGCUUUAGAUCGCGAUUUCACUAUAUUUCCGUUCGGAGACCGAACUCUUGUUGGAGAGAAAGGCGUCUCACUAUCGGGCGGUCAAAAGGCUAGGAUUACAUUAGCCAGAGCUCUCUACCGAAACUCAGAUAUCGUUUUAAUGGACGACCCGUUAAGUGCUGUCGACUCGUCAGUUGCCGAACACAUCUUCGAUAAAUGUAUUGUGGAUCACCUGUCGGACAAAAUACGAAUUCUGGUCACACAUCAGAUUCAGUUCAUAAGGAAAGCCACACAAAUACUUGUACUAAAUGAGGGAAAAUGUCUAGCUAUGGGAACAUUCGAUGAAUUACAGGCACAGGGAGUUGACUUUAUGACACUAUUGAAGGAACAGGAAAAAGAAAACGCUGAUAAAAAAGCUGAAAUCGAGAAACAGGAACGGGAACGGGAAUUAAUACAAUCGUUAACUCAAUCAGGUUUUGAUGAAAGGGUUAGAUCCCUUUCCAGAAGUGUUUCAAUUACUGGUGGUAGCAUUGAUUUGUCUAAUAUAUUGGUAAAAUUAGUUAAUAACAUUAAUGAUAACAAUAGAGAUGAUCCUAAAAUAAAAGAUGAGGAAAGACAAGUUGGAUCAAUUGAGGGAAGAGUAUACUGGGAGUACAUCAAAGCGGGCACCGGACCACUCUUUGCUAUUUUUACUAUACUUUCUACUUUGAUAUCUCAGACAAUAUUUCAUGGAUCAGAUAUAUGGUUAACUGAGUGGACAAAUAAAAAUCAAAUGUCAGGACAUAUUGUGAGCACAAGUGAACAAAACAUUGACGCCUAUAUCUAUUCGGGACUCAUUGGACUACUGUUUCUAACAGCCCUAAUGCGAGCCAUUUCAUGGUUUACCGUUUGUAUGCGGGCCUCAAUUAAUUUGCAUAAUACUAUAUUUUAUCGUUUACUUCGCGCACCAAUUUCUAUAUUUGACAACAAUCCAGUCGGCCGAAUAUUAAACCGGUUUACUAAAGAUUUGGGAGUAAUUGAUGAAAUGUUGCCCUCGACUUCAUUUGACUUGAAUGUGUGUUUAGCUCAAGGAGUAGGCAUUGCAAUAGUGGUCGGUAUAGUCAAUCCAUAUUUGAUAAUACCAGCAAUAGUUAUGUUUAUAUUAAUUGUUAUAAUGAGAGGUAUUUAUAUAAAAUCAGCAAGGGAUAUUAAACGAUUUGAAGGAGCAACCCGCAGCCCAGUGUUUACACAUGUGAGCACAACAUUGACAGGACUGGCCAGUGUUCGGGCCUACGGAGCACAGGAUGUUUUUGAAAAACAAUACUAUAUCUACCAGAAUGAUCACAGUGCUACCUGGUUCCUGUUUGUGGCCGCAUCCCGUGGACUCGGUUGGAUUAUGGACUGGUUUUGUGUCUUAUAUAUUAUCGCCAUUGCAGUUGUACUCAUGCUAUCUCCUAAUGGUAUUGCUGGAGGAACUGCUGGACUGGCAUUAUCUUCAGCAUUAAUGUUAACGGGAAUGACUGCUUGGGGGGUCAGACAGUCGGCAGAAAUGGAAAGUCAGAUGACAUCAGUUGAACGUAUCGUUGAGUAUAGUAGACUACCUCAAGAGGCACCUCUGGAGGCAAAUAAACAACACAAACCACGACCUGAAUGGCCUGAUUGUGGACGCAUUCAAUUCAAGAAUAUGUAUCUGUUUUAUGAGAGCUCUAACAAACCGGUUCUUAAGAACUUGUGUUGUUCUAUCAAAAGUGCUGAGAAAAUAGGUAUCGUUGGUCGUACCGGUGCCGGCAAGAGCUCAAUUAUAUCGGCAUUGUUUCGUAUGGUUGAACCAAAAGGACAAAUACUUAUUGAUGGUAUUGACACCAAAUCUAUUGGAUUACAUGAUUUGAGAAAAAAGAUAUCAAUCAUACCUCAAGACCCGGUAGUCUUCACGGGUACAGUUCGUCGUAAUCUCGAUCCGUUUGGCGAAUACAGUGACGAACAGAUAUGGAAAGCCUUGGAUGAGGUGCAACUCAAACAUGCCGUACAAGAGUUGAGAGGAGAGUUAGACGCAGAGUUGUCUGAAGGCGGAUCCAACUUCAGUGUAGGUCAGCGCCAAUUAGUAUGUCUGGCGCGGGCUAUCUUACGGUCCAAUCGUGUACUAGUCUUAGAUGAGGCCACAGCUAAUGUCGAUCACCAAACAGAUUCACUCAUCCAAACCACUAUCAGAAAUAAGUUCUCCGAUUGUACUGUACUUACAAUAGCCCACAGACUUAACACUAUCAUUGACUCUCAUAGAGUACUUGUGUUAGACGCGGGAGAGAUCAUUGAAUUUGACACUCCAUUAGCUUUAUUACAAAGAAAGGGAAAGUUUUAUGAUAUGUGUCGUAAAACAGGAAAAGAUAUGUUUAAUCAUUUGAUGAAAAUGGCUAAAGAAAUACAUUUUCAUAAAUUUGAUACAAAUGAAGAACAAGAAGAAGGACAAGUAGUUGAAUAUCAAUCCGACCAUCAGUUCACAUCUCACGGCAAUAAUAAUGAUCCACAAAAAUACGGAACUUUUCAAGAAAAAUUCUAA